AGUGAUUAUUAUUCUAGGAGGCUUGCUCUCUUUCGACUUCCGCUUUUCCCAUUUGUUUAGUAUGAAAAGCAAAUUAAUUUUUAUCAUUUGUUUUUGGGAUUGAAGUUAGCUUUUUGAUUUUUUCUUUUUUGGUUUUGUCCUGGUAGUGGUGGACAUAUCUGGAAACUUUUUUUUCUUUUUAAUCCUGUUUUGAGGAAAUUCGUUUUCUGCUUCUGUAGAAUGAAACCAACUUAACUCAAGCUAUAUCAAAGGUGUUUCUUGGCAUGAGCUUUUGGAAAUCAGUCUUAGUAUGGAACGAAAAGCUACGGUUUUGAAGAUUACAACUAAACUUUGCAAACACUCUUCAAAAGUCUUUGGGAAUUCAUGGGCACUCUUACGUCUAUAUCUUAAACUUUAUUUAAGUACCUGCCACAUUGUUCGAUUGUGUCUUGUCUGUUUUUGAACUUUUCCUCACGUCCUUUUUUUUUGUGCGUGUGUGGCUAUGGCUUAACAAACAGGAUGUGCAGGUGGAGCAAAAUUGUCAUCAUCAGCAUCUUCUAACAAGUCCUGUGUUUUGGCUACAAAGUCAAUGGAUUCCUCUAAAAGCCACGUAGAACCCUAUCGAACCAAGUCUUUUAGUCGAGAGAGCAGUGUAAGCUCUUCUUUAAGCUUAUCACGUAGCCUGCCUUUCCUGAUGAACAAUGAUGCCGAUAGUGAGAGUGUCUCCGAGGCUGGGGAUAUUGGAGAUCGCUCACUUCGGAGAAGGCAUAGUAGUGGUAGAAGUAAUCGCUUGUCUGCUGAGGAGUUGAUAGAACAAGGGACUGAUGAUACUUCUCGUGAAGAACAAGAUGUGUUACAUGACCUUCGAGACUUGAACACAGCUUCUGUAAUCAAACCUUUGCCUGUGGACAUAACUACAUCUCCUUUACCAACCAAGUCACUCUUGUCACCUGAGGCCAACAACGCGGGAAAGGAAGAAGAGCACGUGAUAUCAAAAUCCUUGGAAUACAUAUCGUCCCUAAUUCAUUUGGCUGUUUUUGGUAUUCUUGGGGCUAUUACAAGAUAUUUGCUGCAGAAAUUGUUUGGACCAACUGGUGCUCGAGUAACCAGUGAUGGAAGCAUCUUGUACCUUGAUCUUCCCUCCAACAUGGUAGGAUCAUUCUUGAUGGGUUGGUUUGGGGUCGUAUUCAAAGCAGAUAUAGCGAGAGUUUCAGAAUUUUUAGCAAUCGGAUUGUCGACUGGUUAUUUGGGAAGCCUCACAACAUUCAGCGGUUGGAACCAGAAAAUGCUGGAUCUUAGUGCCGAUGGCCAAUGGGUCUACGCUGUGCUUGGCUUUCUUUUAGGAUUGUUUCUCACAUCAUACUCCAUCAUUCUCGGGGUUGAAACAGCCAAAGGUUUCAGAUGGCUUAUUCUCAGAAGAAGCUCUGAGGAAAGAAACUCCUGUCUCAAGGCUAACACCUUCAUGAACCAUAUUGUGUCUAUGACCGUAAUGCUUCUGUUUCUUGUGGCUUUACUCGCUAUGAGUGCCACUCUGCUUGCAAAAGAGUUUGACAAAGGAACAAACGAGGCUCAGCUAUGGUUAGGUUGCUUAGUUGCAGCCCCUGGUGUCUGGCUCAGAUGGUUUCUAGCCCGACUCAACGGGCGUGGACUGGGAAAAGAUAGACAACACUUUAGGUGGGUCCCAUUAGGCACCCUCAUUGCAAAUGUAGCUGCAGCAUCUGUCAUGGCAGCUUUGGCCACGUUAAAGAGAUCGGUGAACACGACAACAUGUAACACGGUUGCUUCGGGUACACAGUUUGGUCUGUUGGGAUGUCUAAGCACAGUAUCCACCUUAAUGGCUGAGUUCAAUGCGAUGAGAGAAAGUGGUUACCCAUGGAGAGCCUAUGCGUAUGCUUCUUUCACCAUUGCGGUUUCUUUUGCGAUCGGAACUGUUAUAUACUCAGUCCCUGUUUGGGUGGCGGGAUUCACUUAGAUGCACAGAGUUUACACGAUGUGGAGAUUAUAUUUGUCAAACCAUUUGGUAGAGAAUUAGAGAUCUGUGACAAUCAAGUUACCUUGUGCAGAAGUUUCUUAAGAACAAACUUUUAUACUAUAAUAAAACCUUUUCCUGUUUUACAUAAAA
Molecule: messenger RNA, 2101 nt
Organism: Eutrema salsugineum
Lineage: Eukaryota; Viridiplantae; Streptophyta; Magnoliopsida; Brassicales; Brassicaceae
Product: fluoride export protein 1
Exons: 6
Coding region: 569-1951 (460 amino acids)
Biological process (GO): fluoride transmembrane transport
Cellular component (GO): membrane
Molecular function (GO): fluoride transmembrane transporter activity
Source: RefSeq, a predicted model, not a curated record